CUUCGUGGCGAACGUUUCUGGAACAGCAGCUGGCGAACAGCAAGCGUCGCGAUUGUGUUUCCGUUACAGUUUGAAUCGGUUCGAAAGGGGCUGCAGAAGCUCACCUUUGGGUGCGAGGCAAAUCAAUUCGUGCGGCAGUGCCAGUGCGGUCAAUCCUUUCGCCGCGUUAAUAGCGAAAGAAAACUCAAUUGACAGGGACUUUAACCGCUCCCAGGAGGCCAUCCACGAUGCAGGCGGUGCACAAAUCUGCACACAGCAGCAGGCGGCUGAUGCUGUUGCUCUCCAUGCUGCUCAAUGCCGCCAUUCAACCACGCUCCAUUGUCGUGAGUGCCUCUGAGGAUGUUGCCAACGUAUCGCCCUGCGAAAUGGAGUCUCUUAUAAAUCAACUGAUGAACCCCAGUCCCGAGUAUCAGCUUCACGCCUCCGCCUUGCGCAAUCAAUUGAAGAACCUGCUCCGUGAACGUCAGCUGGCCGUGGGCGAGGAGCAGCCGCUUGGUGAGUAUUCAGACUACAUGGAGGAGGACAAGCGCUCGGUGGCCGCCCUGGCUGCCCAAGGCCUACUGAACGCCCCGAAGAGGAGUCUGGCCACCCUGGCCAAGAACGGACAGCUGCCCACGGCGGAGCCGGGCGAGGAUUAUGCCGACGCAGACUCCGGCGAGCCGAGUGAGCAGAAGCGAUACAUCGGCUCCCUGGCCCGAGCCGGCGGACUGAUGACCUAUGGCAAGCGCAACGUGGGCACUCUGGCCCGCGACUUCCAGCUCCCCAUCCCCAACGGCAAGCGCAACCUCGCCACCAUGGCCCGUCUGCAGAGUGCUCCCUCCACCCACCGGGAGCAGCCGAAGCGAAAUGUGGCCGCCGUCGCCCGCUACAACUCGCAGCAGAGCCACAACCAACGCGCCGGUGGCGAGAAGCGCAACCUGGGUGCCUUGAAGUCCUCCCCGGUGCAUGGAGUCCAGCAGAAGCGCGAGGACGAGGAGAUGCUCCUGCCCGCCGCCGCCCCCGACUACGCCGACCCCAUGCAGAGCUACUGGUGGUACCCCAGCUACGCCGGCUACGCCGACCUCGACUGGAACGACUACCGUCGGGCAGAGAAGCGUUUUCUAGACACCUCCAAGGAUCCAGAACUGUUCGGCAUCGAGCAUGGAAAUGCCGUUGCCGCUGCCGUUGCAGAGGCAGAGAAUGAGGAUGAGCAGCCGGACGCGGAUGCGGAUGCGGAGGUGGAGGCGGAGAGCGAGCAGUUGCCAUCGCCGCAGAAGCGGCACAUAGGCGCCGUUUACCGAUCCGGAUUCCUGCCCAGCUACCGCUACCUGCGCAGCCCUGGAGGGGGUGGUGGCUUCGGCGGGGCCGGGGGGCGUUUCAGUCGCUCGGGACGUGACGCCAGGCAAUUUGUAGGGUACUUCCCCCAACACGAGCGACUGCGUCAACACACCGCAGCCGUUUGUAAGAGGUGUUUCUUACCCAAUCAACCGAAGAUCAAUUGGAGCGGUGCUGGCAUACGCGGUCGUCUGUCCAAGCACUACGUGGAUCCCGAGGCCUCUCCAGCGCGCAUGCCCAGCCUUUCCAGUAACUCGCUGCCAUCGGGACGUCCACCGCGUCCGCUCCUGCGCUCUGGGGCUCCAGUCUAUCCGCCCUUCCACUCCUGGGGCACUCCGCCGCGUAUCACAGCACUGCAUCGACGGGAGUUUCGACGCAACUUGGACAAUUACGAAUACUAAAUAUCGACAAUAUACUCUCUAUGCAAAUUAUGAGAUACCGACUACCUUAGUACCGCAGUCGGAAUGUAAAACUAUGCAGUAAAUAUACUAAAUGUAGAUCCCCAUCCCCCAAAUUUGUUGGUCAAGUCACACUAAAGACCUGUAUCACUCGCAACUACCGAGGCUAGCAAGUGCAAUCGAGAGCUGUACUGGAAGUGCUCCAAUUUGUAGGAUCUGUAAUGCCACAACUCUCAAUGUAUAAAUUAUAUUUACUAUACUGAAGUAACUGAUAUCAGUGCAAAGCGAAAAAAAAACGAUAAAUAUCAAAGCAAAUCAUAUCGUCUUUAUCAUUUACAUAUUUAAAACUUGAAGGAAAUAUUUAACUAGUGCCAAUCUUGUACCUUGCAAGUUUAUAUUCCUUUUUCCUAACAUCUUUUAUGGGUAUAUGACAAUAAAUAUUUCCCCUAGUCCAAAACUAAUAAUUGCCACCAAUGAUCAUUGAUAUAUGAGAGUAUUAACAAACUGCGUCAAAGACAAUAAAACUUGGUGAGAAAUAAGGAAAAUAUCGAUUUAUAUAUACAUAAAUAUAUUAUACAUAUAUGUAUUUCAGACAAUAAAAAAUGUUGACAAUAAAACAUUACAAAGGUAUCAAGUAUUUCAUUAAAAGUCAUUUCGAUUGAUUUUCAAUUCUUGAAAGUAUUUAAAUAAAAACUUGGAAAUACGAAAACAAAAGGAUAUCCAAAUAACUGUAUGUAAUAAUAAGUCUGAUGUUGUCAAUAAUUAACUUAAACGAUUAUGAAUUUUCAAAUCAAAGUAUUGCAAAUGAUAAUAAUAAUUUAUUACCAAGUAUUUACUUCGAAUAUAUUAUAUAUUAAACCUAUCUAAGCCCGCAUGCAUGGGGUUAAGCUCUAAAAACAGGAACAAAGCUGAGAUCUCGCAGCGGAAGUAUCCACUAAUUAUCAACGUUAUGUAUCUGUAUACACAUUAUGUAUAUCAUAUAUAAAUUAAUGCAAAUAUAUACAAAUAUUAAUGGUUUGUUCCUGUAAUACAA
Molecule: messenger RNA, 2745 nt
Organism: Drosophila rhopaloa
Lineage: Eukaryota; Metazoa; Arthropoda; Insecta; Diptera; Drosophilidae
Gene: Nplp1
Product: neuropeptide-like 1
Exons: 5
Coding region: 228-1715 (495 amino acids)
Source: RefSeq, a predicted model, not a curated record